Molecule: messenger RNA, 2497 nt
Organism: Anoplopoma fimbria (sablefish)
Lineage: Eukaryota; Metazoa; Chordata; Actinopteri; Perciformes; Anoplopomatidae
Gene: ddx51
Product: DEAD (Asp-Glu-Ala-Asp) box polypeptide 51
Exons: 16
Coding region: 131-2134 (667 amino acids)
Cellular component (GO): nucleus
Molecular function (GO): nucleic acid binding; ATP binding
Source: RefSeq, a predicted model, not a curated record
CACAUGAGAAGCUGGUGAAUGUUGCAGCUCAGUAGAAGCUACAACGUUUACAGUAGUUUUAAAGCGAAUUUAUAUUAAAUAUUAAUUAUUUACUAAUGCGGGAUACCUGAACAGUGUUCCAUCUUUUGAAAUGUCUCUGUUUAUUGUAAACAGAUAUCUUGGAGAGGAGGAGAAUGAGAGUCCCUCAAAGGAGUCUCGGUCUCAGGCGUUACUGGCUAAACUUCAGAAGAAGGCAAAAGAGAAGCAGAGACAGAGUUUGACAGAACAGAGUCAACACUCUCCGCCUAAAGAACGGACGGAACGGCAAGAUGUGAAAAAGAAAAGAAAAGCUGAGAAGAGCAUAAGUCAAGAGCCUCAACAGCACAAAAAGAGGAAAUCAGAAGAUGUGCCUUUGUCUGUUGGGGAGUCUGAUCAUGACGAUGAGCCUGUCAAAGAGGUAAAGAAGAAGGAGACGGGUACAACUGAGAAACAAAAGAAGAAGAAGAAAAAGGAUAAGUCAGGCAGUUCUGUUAAAGUUCUGCCAGACGGACAGGAGGAGGCGGGAGGAGAAGAAAAGGCGACAGAGACAGAAGAUGUGACACCAAUAGAAACCACGGAGAAAACUUCUGCUCCAACCGGAUUCACAGUUCUGGGAGGAUUCGAGAACAAACCCGUUCAAAAGGUCUUCAGAGUCCUGCCUCAGUGGCUCGCUCAGCCCGAUGUGAUUAACAGAGACAUUAAAAGCAACCUGGUCCCCGUCUCUGACCUCCCGGGACUUUCUGCUCUGCUCGUGAAAAAACUGCAAAAUAAUGGAAUUCAGCACCUUUUUCCAGUGCAAGCAGAGGUAAUCCCGGCCAUCUUGGAGAGCGCACAGCAGGGGCUGCUGAUUGGACGAGGUGGCUACAAGCCCAGAGAUAUUUGUGUGUCCGCACCGACAGGAAGUGGCAAGACACUCGCGUUUGUCAUACCUGUCAUACAGGUGCUGACGGAGCGGGUGGUGUGUGAAGUCCGGGCGUUGGCUGUGUUGCCGACCAAAGAGCUCGCCCAGCAGGUUUGCAAAGUGUUCGCAUCUUACGCUGAGGGAACCUCUCUGAAAGUGGUGAUGCUGGCUGGUCAGAAGUCUUUUGCUGCAGAGCAGGCGUCACUCUCUGAACUCAGAGGGGGCAUGAGACGCAGUUUAGCCGACAUCGUCGUCGCCACUCCGGGUCGACUGGUCGAUCACAUCAACAAGAACUCAGGCUUUAGUCUGGAACACCUCAGGUUCCUUAUUAUUGACGAGGCCGACAGGAUGAUUGACAGCAUGCACCAGUCUUGGCUCAGUCAGGUGGUGAAGGCGGUGUACAGAUCAGGAAGUGGUGCAGAAGCCAUGUCCAUCUUCAGGCGGACGGAGCCAGCCUACGUCACAGCAGCCAGUCUGUCUCCACCUCAGAUGCCGCUGCAGAAGCUGCUGUUUUCUGCCACGCUGACACAAAACCCGGAGAAGCUCCAGCAGCUGGGCCUCCACCAGCCCAGACUCUUCAGCUCCAUCCACAGUCACACCAGCACCACCACACCGUCAGACCCCACCCAGACACAGGGCGGCUUUGACUUCCCCCAAGGCCUGACGGAGUAUUACGUUCCCUGUACGAUGAGCAAAAAGCCCCUCCUCAUCCUCCACUUCAUCCUGCGCUUGAAGCUCAGCCCUGUCCUCUGUUUCACCAACUCCAGAGAGACCGCACACAGACUUUUUCUGCUGGUGCAGCUCUUUGGAGGAGUUCAGGCCGCUGAGUUCUCCUCCCGACUCUCCCCCGCUGAGAGGAAGAAGACGUUAAAGGAAUUUGAACAAGGAAAGAUCCAACUGUUGAUCAGCACAGACGCAGCUGCCAGAGGCAUCGACAUCGACGGGGUCAAAUGUGUUGUGAAUUAUGACGCCCCGCAGUACAUCAGGACGUACAUCCACAGGAUUGGAAGAACAGCAAGAGCAGGAAAAACAGGCCUGGCCUUCACCUUCCUGCUGGGAGUACAGGAGAAGAACUUCAUCCAAAUGGUGGUGGAAGCAGGAACCCCCGGGAUUCAGAAGCAGAUCGUUAAACCAGAGACCCUGAAGGGAAUGGAGGCCCGAUAUGAACAAACGCUGCAGGAGCUGUCCAACGUUAUCAAGGAUGAGAAAAGCUAAAUAAUGGAGCAACACUGAUUGAUUCUUCUCCGAUCUGACGUCUGUGCUUCACAAAGACCACAUUACAUUUAUUUUUUUCAGCUGUACCUGGAGUUUUUUAUGUUGUUUAAUAAAACAUAAAAUGUCUGUGUGUGGUGAACCUGGUGAUUUGAGAUCCACAGAGCCAGUUUUCAAUGUCCAUUGACUUUUAAUUGAGGUUAUGAUUCAUGUGGAUAAUGAUGUUAUUCAUAAAAUGUGAACCUUAAUUUAGCUUUCCUUCUGUCUGUCUCUGAAAUAUAAGGUGUGUACAGUGGUGAGAUUAUAAUAAUUCAUAGUGUGUUAGGGCCAAAACUACACCAAUAAAUACAUCAUGAAUAAUCAUAU